Leptosia nina is the source of this 831-nucleotide messenger RNA. NCBI's taxonomy places the organism in Eukaryota, Metazoa, Arthropoda, Insecta, Lepidoptera, Pieridae. The record is from the annotation of a GenBank genome assembly.
AUGUCCUAUUCGUGGAGUACCUUAUACUAUAAAGAGGAUAUUAAAAAUCUGCUAGUCAAACUGACUAUUACUCUUAAAAAUAAAUAUAAUAAUAAGAAAAUAGAAGAAGAUAUGUUGAGAAAAGCCGUACUAUACUCUUCUGCUUAUGUUGCCAGUUGCAGUGUCGCUUUAUUUUUUUACGCCUUUGAUGCUGUUGUGCAAGUUCUAAAAUCAGGCGGGACAUUCACAACUGUCGUUGUAGCUUGGCCUGACGUGGCAGAGAUAGGCUUAUUACCAGACACAGUCAGAAUAAUAGCUUACGCGAUGUGGUGGUACUUUAUGAUCAGGGCAUCCGCUGUCUAUGUUCUUGUGAUUUCACUUACCAUCUUAUUGAGUCACCAAUACAAGAUCUUACAAGACUAUUUCUAUAGUCUAGAAAAUAUUUUCAAGGCGGAUGUUAAAUUGGAAGAAAAAGAAAAUGACUAUGAAAAUGCCUUAAAAUUUGGAAUAUCAAUUCAUGCUGAAACAAUGUGGUGUGUAAAAGAAUGUCAAAAAGUAUGCAACUGGGUGUUUAGUGGCCAAAUAGGCAUAAAUUUUACAGUUUUCUGCAUGCUGAUGCUUCAAAUGGUGAAUUCAGAGCGCACAUUUAUGAGUGUUCUAGCUACUCUAUCUACUGGCCUUGCCCUACUUACGACCACCGGUUUUUUCAUGUGCAAUGCUGGUGAUAUAACAGUUGAGGCAGGACUGUUGCCGAGGGCAAUAUUUUCUUCUGGCUGGCAGAACUGUCGUGGUGAUGCCGCAAUACGCGUUAGAAAGCUGAUUACUCUUGCCAUCGCACAAAGCCAGGUUUGA